AUGGCAAAAGCUUUUGUAUGUCCCUUACUUGUACUCAUCAUAGCUUUUGGGCUUGUCAAUGUCUGUAAAGGCGAUUAUAAUGAAGGGAUUGGUGUUUAUGAACUGCGAAAUGGCCAUUUAUCAGUGAACAUCACUAACUAUGGAGCCACCGUUCUAAACGUCGUCGUACCGGACAGAAAUGGUAAAUUGGAUGAUAUUGUUCUUGGUUUUGGAUCCAUAGAUGCCUACAAGAAUGACACAACAUAUUUUGGUGCAAUUAUUGGCCGAGUUGCGAAUAGAAUUGGGGGUGCUAAAUUUACCUUAAAUGGCACAGUCUACAAAUUGCCUGCAAAUGACCACGGAAACACUCUCCAUGGUGGGAGCAGAGGAUUUAGCGACGUUAUAUGGACCGUGCGCGAGUACGUAAAAGAUAGUCACUUGACACUCUCUUAUGAUAGCCACGAUGGCGAACAAGGGUUCCCGGGCGACCUCCACGUGACGGUGACCUACCUCAUCCUCCCGCCGAACAAGUUGGCCAUCCGAAUGCGGGCCCAGCCCGAAAACAAGCCGACCCCAGUAAAUCUCGUGUCCCACACAUAUUGGAACCUCGCGGGCCACGCAAGCGGGGACAUAUUCUCACACACGGUCCAACUCGCCGCCUCCCGAAUUACGCCAGUCGAUGACCACCUAAUCCCGACCGGCCAAAUCUCACCGGUCAAGGGCACGCCUUACGACUUUCUCAAGCCACACACUGUCGGGAGCAGGUUCCGCGAGCUCCCGGGUGGAUACGACAUGAACUACAUCAUCGACCGCGGUCUGGGCCAGGCCGGGCUUCACCUGACGAGGGCUGCGGUCGUUUGGGAACGGAAAUCGGGCAGGAAGAUGGAGCUGUGGACCGACCAACCGGGGGUGCAAUUUUACACGAGCAACAUGCUAAACGAGACGGUCGGGAAAGAGGGGUUCAUGUACAAGAAGUAUGCCGGGAUUUGUUUGGAGACGCAAGGGUUCCCGGACGCGGUUAACCGGCCGAAUUUUCCGUCCCAAGUGGUGGGAAAAGGGGAGGUUUAUAGGCAUGUUAUGUGCCCAGACGACCCAACCUAUCAUAAUCGAAUCGCUGCCAUGGUUUACCCCGGAUUUCACAUUUGGAGAGGGAAGAACAUGCCAUUACUGUACGACCUGAUCAUCUGCCACUCCCUAGAGUGGUCGUCCCUCACCGUCCACUGGAUGUCGUCGCCGCCGGCGGGGAUCUCGCCGUCUACAAAUUGA
Messenger RNA from Striga hermonthica, 1245 nucleotides. The record is from the annotation of a GenBank genome assembly. Lineage: Eukaryota; Viridiplantae; Streptophyta; Magnoliopsida; Lamiales; Orobanchaceae.